Cylicostephanus goldi is the source of this 447-nucleotide messenger RNA. The record is from the annotation of a GenBank genome assembly. Lineage: Eukaryota; Metazoa; Nematoda; Chromadorea; Rhabditida; Strongylidae.
GUACCCGUGGAAAUCUUACCCGAAAUAAUUGGCCCUGCAGCUUACGUCCAAGCUGGAGAGGAUAAGAAAGUGAUUGAGGCAAACAUCGACGUCCCAGAGGAUUAUGACUACACCAUUGUUGUCGAAUACCAUAAUCCAGACAAAUUCCAAGCUCCAAUUAUGGUAGAAAUUACCCAACAAGGAAACGAUUCCGAUUCCGCCUUCAAUGGAACCAUUACCGUACACCAUUGUCCAUUCGCAACAUUCUGCCGUGAAGCGGUAACGGAAGGUGGUGAAGUCGCUACCGUACCUUUGAAGAAAGGUUCAGCUACCGUACAGCUGCAUAUUCCAAAAAUGACACAAUUUGGUUUGGCGGCGGUAAAUUUGGUGGCGAAAAACAGAUGGAACAACGAAUAUUUGCAACAACACGGUGCUUGCAGCCAUAUUGUACCAGAAAUGCGGUCCUGA